Molecule: messenger RNA, 800 nt
Organism: Dibothriocephalus latus
Lineage: Eukaryota; Metazoa; Platyhelminthes; Cestoda; Diphyllobothriidea; Diphyllobothriidae
Source: the annotation of a GenBank genome assembly
UCAAGUUAACUUGUGCGUCUUGUGGUGGCCACAAAUUCACCAAGGUACCUUCCCUGUUUGAUAUUACAGACGAUACUACGGGCGAACCGAUACCAGAUGCGUCCAUAAAUUGGGAGUUCGCGGAUCUGGAUCAAAAUAAAAUCAGCCCCAUGCAGAUAGCCCACGAAGUGACUACUGCUGGCAGCAAACGGAUCAAUUUCGUCAAUCUUCGUCCAAAUCCAAAGGCUGGUGGGCGGUGUACGAUUAACAUUGCAGGCAAAACUAUGCUGAGCUCACCCUUCUUUGUCUUCCACGUAACUGACAGAGAAGAUGGCAACGCCCUGACGGCGGGUGAAGGUGUGCGUUAUGGAUGGGAAUGGCGUUAUCUGGACGGUGACGCCACCUCCACUAGCAAUCUGGCUGUGGGUGUCGAGGUCAACGGCAGUCGCCUCGGCCUCCACGGUAUCCAAGCUCCGACAGGCACCGUGGGUGGUCGUGGUGUGAAGGGCCGUUGUGUUGUGCAUGUCGCUGCCGACAAGAUUGAACCGGAAGCCGGUGCGGACCCGUUUAAGGUUUUCAAAUUCACCUCAGAAUACUUCACAGUGGAUGUUGAACGGAAGCCACACAGACCGCUGCCAACACUAGUUCCCAUAGAAGGAAAACCCGAAGAUAACAUCCUGGUGAUAACGGAAGGCGUGGAUGGUAACAAACUUGAGGCUGACCAGGACAGUAAUGUCGACUUGAAAUGCGUGGCCUUGAGUAAGUUCUGCUUAAUCGACUUCUCUUUCAGUAUUCACUGCAGUAGGGAAUUGUUUUUGUAA